AUAACAGAUUCAUCAGGGAAAAAAAAUUAAAAUACCCUUUUUUUUCCUUCACCCACUUUGUCGAUUUAAGAUAAGAGACCGCCUCUGGGAUUUGCCGGUGGAUAUUCCGGCGGCAUGCACCUUCUCGACUCGGCGACUCGUUUCGCCACCGUACGAUUCAGUCCGGUGCUCAAUCCUUCCCCUACACCUCAGCGCAGGCGAUUCUUCAGCGUAAGGGUUUGUCUUCCGUUCCCCAAGCAUCAAGCCAACUAUCAUAAAGAGCUCGAAUCCGCCAUUGAUGCCGUCGAGAGAGCAUGCCGUCUCUGUGUCGAUGUGAAGAGGUCGCUUUUUACUCGUGAAGGGAGCAUUCUUGAGAAGAAUGACCAAACUCCUGUUACUGUAGCCGAUUUCGGAGUGCAAGCUCUUGUCAGCUUGGAGCUUUCGAAAUCGUUUCCCUCUAUUCCCUUGGUGGCGGAAGAAGACUCUGCUUUCUUGCGUGAGAAUAAUCUCGUAGGUCCUGUGGCUGGUGAAGUUAUCGCCAAAGCAAGCCAUGGAGACAAGCAGUUGUCUGAUGCUGAUGUUCUAGAAGCGAUCGACAGAGGUGGGAAGGGUGCUAUUACAUUUUGCAACAAACCAGCAACUUAUUGGCUUAUCUAUUCUGGAACCACUGAUGUCUCACAGGUUUUGGAUCCAAUAGACGGCACUAGGGGGUUCCUUAAAGGAGACAAAGCCCUAUAUGUGGUAGGAUUGGCCCUUGUCGUAGACACUGAGAUUGUGUUAGGGGUCAUGGGCUGUCCAAACUGGCCAGGAGAUACGUCCGAUGGAUCCGCAGGGAUCUUGAUGCUCUCGCAUAUCGGCUGUGGAACAUGGACAAAGAGAUUAGGAGAUGUCUCUGGAAAAAUACCAGGUGGUUGGACAAGGUGCUUCGUCGAUGGUUGUGGCUUGAUACAGAAGGCUCGGUUUUGUAUUCCAGAGAGCCAGACCUGGGAAUCACUGCCGUUGUUUAGUUCGUUUAGUGCAAGAACGGAUGGCGACGAUAUAGAGGAUGAAGAAAUACGCCUUUUGCCCACAUGUUGUGGAAGUUUGUGCAAAUAUUUGAUGGUAGCGUCGGGUAGGGCAUCGAUAUUCUUUCUCCGAGCCAAAGCUCAGAAAACGAUCAAGGCUUGGGAUCAUGCUGUUGGCAUAGUAUGUGUUCAUGAAGCGGGCGGAAAGGUGACUGAUUGGGAAGGAGAUGAGAUCAAUCUGGAGGAAGAUCAAGCAGAAAGGAGGAUCAUAUUCCCGGCCGGAGGAGUUAUCGUCAGCAAUGGCAGAUUACACAACCAGAUUCUUGACAUGAUCUCCUCUGCUUCAUUUCAGCUCUCUGAAUGAUUGAUUCUAUGGUUAUGGUGUAACCAUUUCCAUUUAUGAAAUUUAAUAUCCUCCCCUCCCCCGGCCGGGGGAUAUAGAAAUUUACAAUAUACACACUCUUCCCAUUUGUAAUGGAGGGAGGAAACUGUGACAAAUUCUCUUUCUAGGAUGUUCUCAAUUGAGAUUUUAAUAAUA
Molecule: messenger RNA, 1521 nt
Organism: Tarenaya hassleriana
Lineage: Eukaryota; Viridiplantae; Streptophyta; Magnoliopsida; Brassicales; Cleomaceae
Product: putative PAP-specific phosphatase, mitochondrial
Exons: 9
Coding region: 115-1347 (410 amino acids)
Biological process (GO): sulfate assimilation
Molecular function (GO): 3'(2'),5'-bisphosphate nucleotidase activity
Source: RefSeq, a predicted model, not a curated record